This is a messenger RNA of Rhizophagus irregularis DAOM 181602=DAOM 197198, 746 nucleotides long. NCBI's taxonomy places the organism in Eukaryota, Fungi, Glomeromycota, Glomeromycetes, Glomerales, Glomeraceae. The record is from RefSeq and is a predicted model, not a curated record.
AUGACAUUCGAGUUUGAAGUAUUAAAAAAGCGUAUUGCUGAACUUAAGGCUAAGAAUGCCGAGCUUGAGGCCAAAAAAACUGAACUUUUAAAGCAGAUUAUAGAGGAAAAUACUAAACAAAAACAGUCGUAUAAUGAUAAUCCUUCUAACGAUAGUAUAUCUAACUUUAAUUCAGUUGUAAAGUAUUAUGAGAAACCAUUGGUGAAUGUGAAAACAAAUAAUUCCUUUCCUGAAGAAGUUUGCUAUAAUAAACAAGAACUGAUAACAGAGGUGACAGUAUCUGUCAACUCUGUAAAAUACCUUAAUAGCAAAUCGUUAGAAAAGAAAGAUAUGAAUAGUUUCUUACUUGAGGCUCAUAAGAAAAUCAUUAGUAGUGAAAUAAAGCAAUACAAUAAGAAGAAAUUUCUACGUGAGUCAGCUAAAAAUCAAGUCUAUUCGAAAUUAUCAAGUGACAAAAAAACUGUUACCAAUGGUAACGAUCAAGAUUUGAAAUUAUUACUUAGCAUAGGUGAUAAUGUCCAUUAGGGAUGGUUAGAUCAGUCCUGGUCCGGUCCUGGUCCUGAGACCUAUAAGUCCUAUUAAACGGACCUGCGAAUCAGAUCCUGUUAGGACCAGUUCUGAACCUGAUCUCUGGACCUGGUCCUGAUUAAGUUAUUUAUAGAUUUUAUGAAUUUAGUAAUAACUAAAUAUAAAAAAAGUGAGUUGCGAUAUUGGGAUUCACUUUUUUAUAUUGAUUUUAUAUAGAA